AUGACCGUGCAUCAGUCCUCUCCUGUUCUCCUUGCCAACAGCAACAACAACGAGGUCAACCACAUGCUUGCCCUUACUACUCCCACCUGCAGGGACCCCAUGACUUUACCUCCUGAGAUCCUUAGGUGGAUUGCUUCUCAUCUCCAGAGCAACCGUCAUGCCCUGCACGCUUGUCUCCUGGUCUCCCGCGCUUGGUCCCAGGCCGCAGUCGAGUACCUCUACAAGGCCGAGCACAUGAUGGGCGACUAUGACUUUCGAUCAUUCUCCUCCAUCUCAGUCCCCACCUUCGCCUUUGAGAGUCUCACCCUGGAGGACGAUCCUGUUACUCUGGUCUCAUUGGGCAUUCCCCGGAUCCCCAUCGGAUCAGCAGCCGUAUUCUCGAGCAAGGAAUCCUCCGAUCUGUCCCCAGCCAUGGUCCCCCUCCAGCAGUCCUCAAUCCAGACACACAACAAAACAAGAAACGAUCUCGAGGGUUUCCGCUCUGAAGCCCGCUCGCGCCUUUUGCUGAAGAGAACCCUCGACGCCUCCCUCCUCCAUGAUGCACAAUGCUCCUACGAUUACAUCUCCUACCUCAACAAGGUCUCAUGUCCCUGGUUCGUUGAUUUGAUCCAAGAUUGGAAUCCGUUUUGCUCAAACUGGCGCGGAACGAGCUCGAGGGGACAGAUGACGGAUCACUCUGCAGACCUCCUUCUCGACUCAGAGCCAUCCAUUGCUCGACAGGAACACUGCUUCAACCGUUUGGUGCGCAAGGUCUCAAAGCGCUGUCGAUUCGUUGACGAAUUCAGGUCCAGCAGCAUGGUUCACCCCAACACACUUAUCUAUGCCGUCCAACACUUUCAGAAACUCACCUGGGUCGAUCUCAAGGAUUGCCAGGAACUGAACGAUGAUGUCUUCAAGGCCCUUGCACGCACAGUCCGUGCUCUCUCCUAUCUCCGACUGCCUGGUAGCAAACUUAAGAAUGUGUCUGCUCAAGCCAUUUCCGAUGUGAUCUUGGCUCAGAAGAAGAACACGCUCUGCCAGUUCAAGGUCAUUCACGGAACCAACAUCUUUGAGGACGACUCAAUCCUCAAGGCCAUUGGCGAACAACACGGCGGAUCCAUGAAACGACUGACGUUGGCCAUCAGUGAGCUUGAACAUUCGGGACUUCAGGAGUAUGGCCCUCUCUGCACUGGUUUGGUGUCGCUCAAUCUCGAGUACACCUCGGGAGUUACGGAUGAUGUCUUACUCCCCAUCCUCGAUACUUGUCGCCAGCUGGUCAAGCUUGACCUCACGGAGACCGAUUGCACUCAGGCGACUAUCCAGGGACUUUCGACUGCCUCGGAUGCAACUAUCCCUCAGGCCGGUCGCUUUGCCACCAUGAAGCGCCUAAUUCUCAACAACAUGGAUGCACCCUUUACCACCAACAUCUUCCUGGCCCUGGCGGAUGCCUGCCCCAACCUAGAGGAGCUUCACAUGAACAGCAUCCUCGCAGACUCUUUUCAAGACUUUCAGCCAUUUAUCAUUAAGAUGACCAAGCUCAAGGACCUGGACAUUGGCAAUGUGUUCCCCGAGUUGGCGGACGCCAACAUGAUCAGCAUUGUCGAUGCCCUUCCAGACUUGCGCUGGAUUUCUGUCGCCAACACACAGAUCACCAACGUCUCGCUUGCAUACUUGGCAGAGAAGGCUUCCAGUCUAUGCGAUCUCUGUAUUCUCGGAUGCGACCAGGUGACGAAGGAGGGAUUGAUUGCCUUCUUGGACAAUAUGACUAACAAGGCGGGAUUCCGUCGACUCGAUAUUGCAUACUGUCGGUUGGACGAGGCAGCGGUUACAGAGAUCCGGGAGAAGGCCAAGGAGCUGACGAUCCAGCAUGGAUUGAAUGAGUUGAUUGAGGUUGAGGGCGAUGACCAGUUCGCCAACAGCCUUACUGACGAGGAAGGAGAACGAGAAGAGGGAACUGAAGAUGAUGAUGAAGAGGGAGAAAAUGAAGCUGGAGAGGUCGAAGGCACUGUUGAGGAUGCAGAGGAUGAGGAGGGUCAAACUGCCCUUGAGGAAAUUGAGGAAGAUGAGGAGGAGGUUUUGGUGACUGGACUGGAUGCAGCCAUGAUCAUGAACCAGGACUCGGAGAGCGAAGCAGAGCAGGCAGACGAGUCCUCUGAAGAUGAGGAGGACCUGAGCGACUACAGCGAUGCUUUCUCUGAUGUCGACGAGGACGACCUGAGCGACGUGGACCUGGAUCUAUAG
Messenger RNA from Linnemannia hyalina, 2220 nucleotides. NCBI's taxonomy places the organism in Eukaryota, Fungi, Mortierellomycota, Mortierellomycetes, Mortierellales, Mortierellaceae. The record is from the annotation of a GenBank genome assembly.